CUUAUACUUUGAUUUAAAUAAAACCUUUAAAUUUUUCAAGAUAAAAUUAAAUUCUAUUUAUAAAUCAGGAGAAAAAUAUGAAAAUAUUUAUAAUAGUAAUUUUAGCAAUUUUCAUAGAGGAAGCUUGGCAGCAAUCUCUAGAUGGCUUAAUGGAAUUAGCUAAAGCUUCUGUUGAAGAUUGUUAUGAAGAUGAGGAGAAUACUAAAAAGAUUGAAAUAAGUGAUACCGGUUUCGAAGAUAUUGCAAAUGGAUCACGUGAUGCUGUGAGAAAUGCCAAAUGUAUACGUUAUUGUAUAAUGAAAAAACAUAACUUGUUCUCAGCCGAUAACUCCCUAAAUGAAUCUGAAAUAAUACCAUUUUUCACUUACUUAUUUAACAAUGCCAUCGAUAAGAAUCACCUUAAAACUAUUAUAGCAGAAUGUAAUAAUGUGAUAGCUAGAGAAACCGAUCGCUGUGAACGUUCUCAUAUGGCAAAUGGUUGCAUUUUACAACGUUUGAACGAGAGCGGUAUGAAAGAUAUUUGAAUAAUAGACAAAAUGGUUAAAAAUUGUUUAAUGUUGAUUUAGAUUAAAAAUAUAAUUAAAAACAAGAAAAAAACGUUUGAUCCAAUAAAUGAAGUUCUACCA
This is a messenger RNA of Lucilia cuprina (Australian sheep blowfly), 626 nucleotides long. RefSeq names its product general odorant-binding protein 19d-like. The record is from RefSeq and is a predicted model, not a curated record. Gene Ontology annotation, molecular function: odorant binding. Bases 78 to 524 code for a protein of 148 amino acids. The transcript has 3 exons. Lineage: Eukaryota; Metazoa; Arthropoda; Insecta; Diptera; Calliphoridae.